Messenger RNA from Brugia malayi, 480 nucleotides. RefSeq names its product putative 20.9 kDa protein in PLB1-HXT2 intergenic region, putative. Gene Ontology annotation, molecular function: acireductone dioxygenase [iron(II)-requiring] activity. The transcript is spliced from 4 exons. The record is from RefSeq and is a predicted model, not a curated record. Bases 1 to 480 code for a protein of 159 amino acids. Gene Ontology annotation, biological process: L-methionine metabolic process. NCBI's taxonomy places the organism in Eukaryota, Metazoa, Nematoda, Chromadorea, Rhabditida, Onchocercidae.
AUGAAAAUUUGGCAUAUGGAGCAGUAUCCAAUUGGUGACCGUCGCCUUCCUCAUCAUGUUUAUCCACCAAAAUUGUAUACAACUGAUCAAUUGCAAGCAAUUGCUGGUGUCGUUUCAUAUAAGGUUGAUAUUGAUGAUGCUAAUGCGAUGAAAAAACGCAUAUCACGGGUGAAAGCAGAACGAAAAAUGACCACAACUGAUAUUUUUACUCUUGAUCAAAAUACAAACAAGUUCGAAGAAAAGUUGGAACAAUUAUACGAACCUGUUGCAAAAGACGUAGAUUCUGCAUUUCUCGUUACGGAUGGAAGCGCAUAUUAUGAUAUUGAAAUUGAUGAUGAUGAUUGGAUUCGUAUAAAUGUUGAACGAGGUGAUCUUAUCAUUAUACCGUCUGGUCGUAAUUAUCGUUUCACAUUAACAACACAGAACAAAGUUGUUAUUCAACGUUUUUUCGGAACAAAAAAUCUGACUCAACAAGGAUAA